Messenger RNA from Trypanosoma grayi, 1395 nucleotides. RefSeq lists its product as hypothetical. Gene Ontology annotation, molecular function: protein binding. The transcript has a single exon. NCBI's taxonomy places the organism in Eukaryota, Euglenozoa, Kinetoplastea, Trypanosomatida, Trypanosomatidae. Bases 1 to 1395 code for a protein of 464 amino acids. The record is from RefSeq and is a predicted model, not a curated record.
AUGCCAAAAAACAAUAACUAUCUACUUGUCUCGGUGCCGCAGCAGCACAUCCUUCGCCUGUAUAAUAGUUCGACAGGUCUUCCAGUGUCGCGGAAGGGGCCUGUCAUGCGUGUGGAGGCGACAGCGGUUGCGGUGGAGCCGUGCGCCGACCCGUUUCUCUUUGUGGGCGAUGUGAGUGGGACCAUCACCAUGUGGCGGUACCGCGUGGGCUGCGGUGACGGCGGCCCCCUGCCUGCUGUAGUGACGGCGGGCAAGGGAAUGCGGAAGGGCGGGGAAAAGGGACAUGGAGGAGCGGCAUUACCGCAGGCGAAUGCCACAAAAAUGAGGAGAGAUAGUGUGGCUACAACAACGGCAUCAACAUCGACAGCAGCAGAGGUAAGAGGAGUAGCGGCUGCAUCUAUGCCUAAUCUGAAGCGGCAAACUCGGCAGCAGCACACAUUACCUGCAAUGGCAGAAAUUCAGCCACAAUUUGAGAAGGUAGCAGGACUGGUUAUGGAGAAGGGUGUACCGGUUGGAACAAUCGUGGUAAACUCCAUGAAUCACCAGCAAUUUCACUGCUUGUUGCGUGUUCAACGCAUCGGGCAGCAGCUACCGGAGGCAAACACAAUAAAAAAAUGGGCAGCUGCUGCACUAGCAGGGGCACGGCAACGUGACGAAUAUCAUGUAGUAUCCAGCAACACCAGCAAUGCCACUGCCGCCAGAUCAGCAUGUGCUGUUAUGUUGUUGGUGUCCUUCCCAUGUGAUCGUCUGGUGAUACUUUGCAUCCAGCCUAGCAAAUGCACUCCACGGACAUACAAGCUAGUGCCCAUGCUAGUGAUCAAUGGUGCAUGUCGCCUCCGCCAGCUUUCUGCGGGGACCGCCUUUUGUGUGGACAACACGCGGUGCCCUACAUUGUCGUGCACUUGCGAAGAAGGUUUUGUACGCAUCGUUGCCUGCACCGCCGCCUUCCCGUUGCUCGCGAAGGACGAAGGUAAGAGGCGCCCGCACACACCACCACAAGCCGCAGCACUGUGGAAUGUGAUGGCGACACUGCCGGUUCCGUGUGGCGGAAUUCCAUGCAGCCUUGCAUGGUCACCCGACAUGCGAUUCCUCGUAGUGGUAACGGAGGAAGGCACACUCUACCAGUGGCGGCGCGCGCAUCUUCUUCACAAGAGCACUCACCGCGGCGAUGGCAAUUAUCGAGACGAUGACGACUCCAUUGCCGGCCAAGGGUUCCAGGACGAAGUGGACGAGUGGCGCGCUUAUUUUGAGCGCGAAAAGGAGCGGCAGAUGCGCCGCUAUCGCACUGAGGGGCGAACCGCCAACGCAGAGGAUGACUCACUCAGCGGCUCGGGGGGGUUGUGGUCGAGCGCUUGGGAUUCAGCGGCGCGGAGCUCCGAGCCGUCGCUAGGGUGA